AUGAGUUCACAUCAUUUAUCUGUAAUCACAAUAUUAGCUACUUAUUAUCCUUUAUGUUUAACAUGUGUAACAACAAUAUUAAAUAGUUUCGUAAUAAUAAUUUUCUAUCAAAAAGUAUUUCGGCAACGUCCAACUAUACGUUAUAUGCGUGUAAUUGCAUUUGUGGAUAUAUUUUUAGUUUAUGGAUGGAAUCUAGAUCAUUUUUUUCGUUUAAAAUUUGGCUUUGAAGUUGAUCGUUUAACAGUUCUAUCAUGUAAAUUAUCAACAUAUUUUAAUCAUGUUUUAAGUCAAUCAUCAGCUUGGUUACGUGUAUGGAUGUGUGCUGAUCGUUUUUAUGCAUUAAAUCAAGUCCGACAACGUCGUGCAAUUCAUCAGCAUCGUCGUGUUAUCGUUCUUAUUGUAUCAACAUUUAUUUCAAUAAUACUUAUUAAUCUUCAUUUACCUAUAUUUUCAUGUUAUUCAUAUAGAAAUCAUAAUGAAACAAGAAUUGGUGGUGGAUCACUUCAUUUCCAGAUUUAUCCAAUAUGGAAUUAUAUUAAUUUAGCAUUAUAUAAUAUAAUACCAUUUAUUCUCAUGUUAAUUUUUAAUAUAUUAAUUAUUCGACAUUUAAUUUUAAUAAAAAGAACAU
Molecule: messenger RNA, 628 nt
Organism: Adineta steineri
Lineage: Eukaryota; Metazoa; Rotifera; Eurotatoria; Adinetida; Adinetidae
Source: the annotation of a GenBank genome assembly